Messenger RNA from Strongylus vulgaris, 533 nucleotides. The record is from the annotation of a GenBank genome assembly. Lineage: Eukaryota; Metazoa; Nematoda; Chromadorea; Rhabditida; Strongylidae.
GGAUUUACAGACGAGUUAAAAGCGUGUCGAGCUGCACUUUUCAAAGACACUUGCGAAGCCGUUGAUAGCAGAGGAAGUGACGGCUACAAUCAUUACGCCUUCCCGGAGGCGACGGCCAUUGAUGUGGUUCAACCUUGCCCCCAUUCGCUUAUUGCAAAAAUCAAAUCUGCGAACUUAACGUAUCAAAUAUUUUUCCGAACACUAGAAGACGAAAAAGCGGGUAUUGAUCACGGAGCAGCAAAAGCUGUGGUGGACUUUGCGCCAGAUUUAACUCCAACGUCAUUGGUUUCGAAAGUUGUACGGGAUUUCAAGCGGUCUGGGCAUAUAAAGAACGAGGAAAAUGAUACUGAUUAUUUGUUGCAACUGGUGGGACAAAAGAGCUUUUUGACAAAAUGCGAUCAGCUGUUGAUUACAUAUAGCGAUGUACGGUCUGCAUUUGAAAACUAUCGUAACCCUCGAUUCGUUCUUCGACGAAAGGAGAUUGUUCUGCUCGAUUAUCCCAAACCAAGACCUAUACAUAAGGUUUUCUAACU